Messenger RNA from Stylonychia lemnae, 2007 nucleotides. The record is from the annotation of a GenBank genome assembly. NCBI's taxonomy places the organism in Eukaryota, Ciliophora, Spirotrichea, Sporadotrichida, Oxytrichidae.
AUGAAUAUUGGAGGUGAAUUAGUCAUUAGAAUAUUUGUUUAAUUUUCCAAGAAAGCAGCCGCUGUAGUUGAUUAUUAAAAAGUCUGUGGAGCAGGUGUAAGACUCUAAGAAGUUUAAGAGUUAGUGAAAGGAACUUAUGUGGUUUCUUAUUCUGUAAUUUCAUCAGUAGUAGAAUGUGCUGAAGUAGAACUUUAUGAGUCUGAUGUAGUUGGCACAUCUGUGUCAGAAGUAAUAUAGGUCUUAGAAAAGUCUGUUGUAUCUUCAGGAACUGGAGUAGUUGUUUCUUCAGGAGCCACAGUAGAGGUAGAUUACUCUUAAUAAUUAGUUAAUUAAGUUUAAGUUAAUGUUGAGUCUGAAAAUAUUUCUGUUGGUGCUAUUGUACUUAUUGUCUCAAUUGUCGAUUAAGUAUCUAUUGAAAUUUCAGAAAUUCUUGUUUCUGUUGUCAAUACACUAGUUGAAGGUACUGAAGUAAUAUCGGUUGAAAAUUCAGAUAUAGGUGUAUCAGUAGUCAUUAAAGUUUCAAUUGUAGUUUCUUGGGAUGUUGUUACUAUGUUUAUACUAUUUUAUGUAGUUGUGAUCUCUUGUUAUUAGGUUGUAAUUUCUGGUUCUGGAGUAGCAGACUAUUAAGUAGUAGGAGAUGAUGUUAAUGUAGUUUAUGAUAUUUCUGAAUUAGGCAGUGAUGUUUCACUAAUAUUUGAUAUUUAAGGUUCUAAAGUAGUAAGGGUAAGUAUGGUUUCAUUUUCUGUUGUUAUUGAGGACGAAGUUGUAGGUAUAGUUGUGAUCUCAGGUGUUGGUGUUGUUGUAAUUUCUGAAUCUGCUGUCGUUGUGGUAGGAGUGGUUUAUAUGGUUUCUGGUUCAGAUGUAGUAGAUGUAGUUGUUGCUGCUAUAGUUUCAUGUUCAGAUGUGGCUGAUGUUGUGUAUAUUGUAAUCUCAGGUUCAGAAGUGUUUGAAAAUGUCGUUGAAUUUGCUGUGGUGUCAGGUUCUGGUGUGGUUGAUACUGUAGUUGUUGUGGUAUCAAUUUCUGGUGUGGCUGACGUCGUGGUAUCCGGCAAUGGUGUGGUUAAUGUAGUAGUUGUCGUGGUUUCAGGCUCUAGUGUAGUUGAUGCUGUUGUAAUUAUUGUGGUAGUAGUCUCAGGUUCUGGGGUAGUUGAUAUUGAAGUAGUUGUUGUUGUAUCAGGUUCUGGUGUGGUUGACGUCGAAGUUGUCGUGGUAUCUGGUAAUGAUGUUGUUGUUGAAGUAGUGGUAGUCGAGGUUGACGUAGUCUCAGGUUCUUUGGUAGUUGAUGUUGUAGUAGGUGUGGCUGACGUAGUCUCAGGUUCUGUGGUAGUUGAUGUUGUAGUAGUUGUGGUAGACGUAGUCUCAGGUUCUGGGGUAGUUGAUGUUGUAGUAGUUGUGGUUGACGUAGUCUCAGGUUCUGGAGUAGUUGAUGUUGUAGUAGUUGUUGUGGUUGUAUCGGGUUCUGGAGUAGUUGAUGUUGUAGUAGUAGUUGUUGUUGUAUCAGGUUCUGGUGUAGUUGAUGUAGUGGUUGUCGUGGUUUCAGGCUCUGGUGUAGUUGAUGUUGAAGUUGUUGUUGUUGUAGUAGUUGUCGUUGUCGUUGGUUCCUCCGUAGUUGUUGUCGAUGUAGUGGUAGUUGUGGUAGUUGUCGAUGUCGUCGUAGUUGUAGUAGUCGUAGACGUUGUAGUAGUUGUAGUAGUAGUUGUGAAUGCAAUAACAUUUAUUAUAAUACUCACUUCAUCAUUGAAUUGCUAAGCUAUAGCGAUAUCUGAUGAGUCAAAAACACCAUUUAAAGUAGCCUUAAAAUUGAUUUCAUAUUGCCCAGCAUUAUUAUUGUCACUUGAAUCUACAGUAAUCUUCAUUGUUGAAGGAUUAAAUGAAAUAUAAGAGGGGAGUGAAAUAGGGCCAGACAUACUUUUCAAAUAAGCUUGCACAGAAAUUUAGUAUCCACAAUAGUGUGAAUAUUGUAGUAUCAUAUCUAGCUCCUUAGGGCCAUCUCCAACUGUAUAUUGA